Camelina sativa (false flax) is the source of this 1158-nucleotide messenger RNA. Lineage: Eukaryota; Viridiplantae; Streptophyta; Magnoliopsida; Brassicales; Brassicaceae. The record is from RefSeq and is a predicted model, not a curated record.
AUGACGAAUCGUAAAGCCCUGCCUCCGUCAUCUCCAUUGUUUUCAUCACUUCCAGAUGAAGUCAUUGUGGAUUGCUUAGCACGGGUCUCGAAAUCUGACUACCGUUCCAUCUGUUUAGUCUCCAAGAGCUUCUACUCUCUUCUCUCUUCUCAGGAGAUUUAUGCGGCCCGAUCCCACAUCGGAACCACAGAGCCUCGUCUCUACGUGUGCCUGUACUUACACAACAAGCAUCGCUGGUUCACUCUCGCCGAGAUUAAGAAUAAAGUGGGUUUAGUACCGGUAAGGCUCUCUUCCUCCGAUCCUCCCGCUCUAUUAAACUCAACCACUGUAGCUGUUGGUUCCGAAAUCUACAAAAUCGGCGGAACUGUCAACGGCAAGGGAUCCAGAGCCGUUUUUGUACUUGAUUGUAAGACUCACACGUGGCGUUGUGCACCUAAGAUGAGAGUGUCAAGGGUAGGCGCCAAGUCUUGUUUCUUAGACGGGAAGAUAUAUGUAAUUGGAGGAUGCAUGAAGAAAGAGGAAAAAUUCAAGAAAUGGGGUGAGGUUUUCGACAUAAAGACUCAGACUUGGAAGCCAUUGCGUAGGCCUAGUGAUGAUGCCCUCGGUUCGAAUCUCAAAGUUGCAGUUUUUGGAGAAAGGCUAUACGUUAUCACCAAGUAUAACAGCUAUGCAUAUGAUCCGGAAAAAGGAAGAUGGCUAUCAGAGGUGGGGUUUGAGGAUCUACAACCUAUAAUUGGAACUCAAUCCGGUGGCAUAGAAAAAGUUAUGGAAGAUAUAACGACAGGACCUUGGUGCGUUGUAGGAAAUGUAAUGUUUAGUGUUGUUAACCGUAAGUACAAGUGGUUUUGCUCAAGGAGUGGAAAGUGGUUAGUAGUGGAAGGUUUGGAUGGUCUAUGUGAAAAGCGUGGUUUAGAAUACCGUUGUUACUGUACGAUUCAGUUAGUCAACUAUGGUGGGAAACUGUUAAUUAUAUGGCAGAAACCGGCGCUUUCGCUUCCCAUUGAGUAUAAUAUUUGGUGUGCGGUGAUUAGGUUGGAGGAGCGUAUGUCUCCUCAAUUUGGACCUCAGAUCUUGGGGGAGGUUGAGCGCCAAAGUGUUAUUGUGGCCAGAGGCCCCAUGUCUUAUAAGCUCUCAAACUGCCAAUGUGUGUCGGUCUGA